CCAAAGUUGAACUUGAAAUAUACGCUCUUAUUAGUGUUAGAUUUUCAAACAUACCAUCUAAUAUUCCUUCAUUAAAAACUAACCUAAAUAAACCAUUUUGUCAUCCAAAAAAAUCAAUCAUUUUGACACAAAGAAAAAUGAACAUAAUGAAAUAUUCAAAGAUAAAGAUGUCUGUACUCAAUCAAAGUGGAGAGGAGUCGGUUGAAUGCCCGCUUUGUAUGGAAGCAUUAGAAGUGGAUGAUCUUAAUUUCUUUCCUUGUACUUGUGGAUAUCAGAUAUGCAGGUUCUGCUGGCAUAGGAUUAGAACUGAUGAAAAUGGGUUAUGUCCAGCUUGUCGUAAAGCCUAUAGUGAAGAUCCAGCUGAUUUUAUUCCUUUAUCCAAGGAGCAGGUGGCAAAAUUGAAAGCAGAAAAACGACAUAGGGACCAACAAAGAAAAGCGAAAUUGAGUGAAAAUAGAAAACAUUUGGCUAGUGUUAGGGUUGUCCAACGUAAUCUAGUGUUCGUAGUGGGAUUACCUGUACGUUUGGCUGAUCCUGAACUUCUUAAAAAACACGAAUAUUUUGGCAAGUUUGGUAAAAUCCAUAAAGUUGUUAUAAAUCAGUCUACUUCCUAUGCGGGAUCCCAGGGGCCUAGUGCAAGUGCUUAUGUGACUUACAUGAAAAGUGAUGACGCUCUACGUGCUAUCCAAAGUGUUAACAAUAUAAUGAUAGAUGGCAGAAUGCUUAAAUCAAGUUUAGGUACCACCAAGUAUUGCUCUCAUUUCAUGAAGAAUCAACCUUGUCCCAAAGCUGAUUGCAUGUAUCUCCAUGAUUUUGGAGAUCCUGAGGCUAGUUUCACAAAGGAGCAGAUGCAUGCAGGAAAACAUCAAGAGUAUGAGAAGAAACUACAUGAGGCACUGGUGUCUCGUCAAAACACUACAACUCCUCCUAGUAACAUUGGUCCAUGUGAAAAAGGUGCCUCCAGUUGUAAUUCCAGCCCCCCAUCUUUGCAGAACCAUGAGGCAUAUUCCAAAAAGGAUCCUCAUUCUUUGAGCAGCUCAGUUGGUUCUGUUGGUUCAUCAAAGGGAAAAGAAGGUUCUCCACCAUCAGGUGGAAGUUCUGGCAAGGAUAAUUGGCCACAAUUAAGUAUAGAAAAAGGAGAAAAAAUCACAGAUGUUAAAAAAUCAGACCAGGCUAAAGACAAAUCAAAAUCAAACAAAGCCAAAUCGAAAAAUUGCCCUGGAUCACCCCCUAGUGUUCAAGCCAGUACAGCAGAUGAUAUGUCUGCAAGUUGUAACGAUUUGUUUAGUGAUAAUACAGUGAAAUUAGAGAAAAAAGGACAAGAUGUAGAAAAUUUUGAUUUGGAAGAACAAAAUAAGAAGGAAGUUGAUGGUAAAUUAGAAUUGGAACAAAUUUCAAAUAUAGGUGAAUUACACAGUAAAAAAAUUCAGAGGGAUAACUUAGAGAAAUUCAAGAAUGGAGUCGAGGGUCACAGUAUAUUCUGUUUAGGAGAUUCAAAAUUAGGAUUAUCUAGUGACAAUUCUAGUUUUUUCAGUCAAGGUUUCCAAACUGUAAAUCACACAUUGAAUGGUCUAUCAUCAACAACGGAGGAAGACCAUCAUCCAGACCAUUCUGCCAGAGAAAACGACUUGACCACACCACCUGGCGUUCUGUCAGAUACUUUCCCCUCGUUGAACACUUCGGAAGACUGGGUCUUCGGUUUCGAGAAUGAUCACUUGGAAGAAUUAGCCAAACAGACUUCUAGAACUAGACAGGCCGGUAAACCACCAAAAGAAUCCCUGGAUACCAUAGUCAAUGGAAUUAACACAAGCGGAAACAUUUUAGGAAAUAUUCAUCAAAAUGUACCCAGUCAGAGUAACCAGGGUGCCCUUAUGGGGGGUUAUGGGACCACCAAAUUCUUUGAGGAUUUAGAAUCAUCAAGAAGGUAUCUGGACAGUGGUAAAUUACAUGAAAAUGGCAUAAUGGAUAACUUGAUCAUCAGUAAUUCCAGUAAAACAAAUGGUUUUGUCAAUACACAUUAUGGUGGUUUAACGAAUAAAGAAGUUCUAUCUAAUGGAACUAAUGGGCUGAACGGUUUGGAUCACAAUAUGUCGAAAUUUUUCAUGGAUUUUCACAAGAAUCAGACACAAUUGAACAUGUUGAAUGGUAUAAAUUCACUCAUGACUCCCCCUACACAACAACAGAAUGGUUAUUAUCAACAACAGACGGCUGUGCAAGAACACUUAUUGUUACUGCAACAGAAACAAUUGGAAGAACAACUCAGGAAUCUAAAUCUCAAACAGCAGCAGCAGCAACAGAACUACCAGUUUCAAAAUGGGUAUUACAAUAGAGACCUGAACAGCUCUAGUCCAGCGCCUUUCGGUGGUAGACAUUUGUACAACGUUCCCGUUCAAGCACAGACACAGGCAGUGGGACUACAGCAAAUCCCACCUAAUCCAGUAAUGGUAGUAGGUCAGAGUCAGAAUAAAAUCAGGCAUCCUGAGGAUGAACUGGACUUUGAUCCAUUCCAAGAAACACAGAAGGGGUUAGCAGAGUUAAUAGCAACAGAAAAGAGUCAAACACAAGGACGAGCUAACAUGACACAGGGAGUUCACAUGAAUGGUUUAAUACACAAUCAGUCAAAUCCAGGAAUGGGACAUAUACCACCCCCACCUCCAGGUUUUGUACAACCACAAAAUUCCGCACAUAUGAACUCAUUUGGUAGUAAAAUUUUACCAUAUCUCAAUAUGUCAAAUAAUCCACAGUCUUUGAAUAGUCCAACACAAAAUAAUUGGUCUAAUGGUUAUGUGAAUCCACAAAAAAAUAUAUCAACAAAUGUAAAUGAUUGGAAAAACUUAGAUCCAGCAAUCCUAAGUUCCAGUAGACAUUUUCCCUUAGCAAAUAUGUCAGCGCCAUCUAUCAGAGAACACAGCACCUAUCCAAAUUUGGCACUCAAUAGUUUGGCCAACCUAAAUUCCCAAACAUCACCAACAACACAGAAUGUUAGGCCACAUAGUUACAUGAAUGGUACCACAGACUUUAGUACAGCGAACUUAUUUUCAAAUUUCGCUCAACAGAUUCAACAGCCAAAUCUAAAUGGUUUCACAACACACACAAACCAAUUGAACAGUUGGUUCACAAAUGAGGCAUUCUCAAACACAAACAAUAUAACAAGUCCCCCAGGAUUCAGAAAUUCACAAACUAAACAACAAGAAUGUUGAAAUUAAAUAUAAUAUAUAGUCAUUUUUUCCAUCUUUGUUUUCUUCAUUUGUAUCUUUUCUUUCCGAUUUUGAUAAGGUAUGGCUCAAUCCAAAGACCAGGAAAAUUUAGUUUAGAUUAUUAAGUGAGUCUUACGCAAACAAAUUUUCAAUUAAAAUGUGCAAUAUUGGAAUUUUUGAUGACGAGCAUUUUUGUUUUAAAUAAUAUCUGAUUUUUAACAUUCUCCUUUUGUCAUUUUAUUCACAGUUUUUUUUUUGUUGGAAUAUAUUGUGAAAUCAACAGAAAAAUUCCUUGAAGUGUAUUUUUUUUUGGCGUUUCUAAGUGUUUUUAGGAUAUUUUUAUUUUGAAAUAGUGAUCCAUACCUAUCAUUUGAAAAAAGAUUGAUUAUUCCAUAGUAUGAAUAAAAUGCUAUUCAAUAUAAAACAUAAUUUCUGUCUCCAACUUUCAAAUGACUUAACUAAGGGGUGCUUGGAAAAAAAUUCUCCUAUUUAUUGAUGAUACUGGAAAAAUAUCGAUUAUAUCAAAAACUGCUAAACAUUAAAUGAGCAAAUUUAA
Messenger RNA from Harmonia axyridis, 3753 nucleotides. RefSeq names its product CCR4-NOT transcription complex subunit 4 (gene Cnot4). The coding region runs from base 138 to 3200 and encodes 1020 amino acids. Gene Ontology annotation, cellular component: CCR4-NOT complex. Gene Ontology annotation, biological process: protein ubiquitination. Gene Ontology annotation, molecular function: ubiquitin-protein transferase activity; metal ion binding; RNA binding. The record is from RefSeq and is a predicted model, not a curated record. The transcript has 13 exons. NCBI's taxonomy places the organism in Eukaryota, Metazoa, Arthropoda, Insecta, Coleoptera, Coccinellidae.